Molecule: messenger RNA, 1068 nt
Organism: Penicillium mononematosum
Lineage: Eukaryota; Fungi; Ascomycota; Eurotiomycetes; Eurotiales; Aspergillaceae
Exons: 3
Coding region: 1-1068 (355 amino acids)
Source: RefSeq, a predicted model, not a curated record
AUGGUUAUCUUGAACAAGUUCUCCGUUGCCGUUGUGGCCGCUCUGGCUGCUGUAGGCCAGGCCACUCACGAGGGUCUGCAUGCUCGUCGCGUCCUGGCUCGCUCCGUCACCCCUGGUGCCGAAGCUUCGACCUCGACCGUCCUCGUUGUGCCCACUGCUGCCGAGCCAGCUCCUACGGCUUCUUCUUCUGCCGUGUCUGCUCCUGAGGAAUCUUCCACCGUGCAGUCUUCUUCUGCUCCCUCGGUGGCCUCCAGCUCCAUUCCUUCCGUUGCUCCUUCCGUCGUUCCUUCCUCUUCGGUUGCUUCGACCCCUGCUGUGAGCUCCUCUGUGCCUGCUGGCUCUUUUUCGCCUGUCGCUUCUAGCAGCAAGCCUGUGGUCACCCGCACUCCCAUCAGCUCUCGCCCUACUGGUAUUCCCACCAAGUCCUCUUCCGGUGUGUCCGCUGGCACUGACGUCCCUGGCGAUGGCUCCAUUACUGUGACCUACACUGUGACCUCUGGAACCUCCACUAGCGUCAUUACCACCACCAUCUCCAAGACCGCCACCCAGGAACACACCGUCACUGCCUCUGGCUCUGGAGCCUCGACCACCGAGUCCGCUGGGGACAUCACCCGCACUCGCACUUCUACUAUCAACAGCACCAAGACCGAGACCGUCACUAUCGUUGAGGUUCCCACUCCCUCCGGUGAGGCCGGCAAUGGUUCUGGUUCUGGUUCCGGUUCUGGCUCUGGUUCUUGCGGCGCUGUUACCGUUACUGCUACCGUCACUGAGACUGUGACUGCUGGUGCUACCGAGACCCAGACCCCCGGCAAUGGCAAUGGCAACGGGAACGGCAACGGUGAGGGCAACGGUGAGACCGCCUCAGAGUCCACUACCCGCCCAUACACCAGCUCCACCCGCAUUCCCAUCACCCGCACUCCUACUCCUUCUUCCAGCGGUUUCGCUACCCGGACUCCUUCCGCUAGCGCCAGCAUUAAGCCUAUCCCCUCCUCCAGCGGCCAGCCCUCGCCCACCAGCACCCCCACUGGCAAGCCUUUCUUGGCCAACUGGCGCCGCCACUUCAUCUAA